AUGAGCGAACAUACUCUCGACACCGAAGCCCUCCUGAGGGAUUCCUACAAAUAUGGCACAUCGUUCUUCUCUCCAGUCUCCCAGAAGGAUACACAGACGCUUAAAACAUACCUCUUGGGAUCCCCACUCAGGAACUCCCUGGCACCUCUCCUACACAACACCCUAUUCUCCUUGGCAGGAGCGGCAUGCACAUACGAAGCGAUUGAAACGGACAACAGCGAAAAGCUCCUAGAGCUUCUCGUAAAACCAGACUCUCUCGGAACGGCCGUGACAAUGCCCCUGAAAGUCCGUUCUAUGGACAUGGUGGACGCGGUAACGGACGAGGCACGAUCUAUCGGCGCCAUUAACACCGUGUUUAUCCGGCGAGGUGAUAACGGUCGCUCGCGCCUGAUCGGAACUAACACGGACUGCAUCGGCGUAAAAGAAUCAUUUCUGCAAAACGUUGACGCCAAGGACCUUGCUUUUGGUUCCAGUCAACCUGGUCUGAUCAUUGGGGGCGGGGGUGCAUGUCGCUCUGCGGUCUACGCUCUCCAUUUUGUUUUGGGUGUCAAGACGAUAUACCUUGUGAACAGGUUAAAGGAGGAGAUAGAUGAUAUCAUUGAGUCAUUCAGGCGAGUACCAGACUUCAAGGCGAAGCUUCAGUUCGUGGAUACGGUAGAAUCCGCAGCAGAGCUCUCCAGACCUUACUUGGUGGUUGGUACCGUUCCUGACCGGGAUCCUGAGACAGAGGCGGAGAUUCUCGCAAAGAGGAUUGUGGAUACUCUCAUGGGAUGUGAUGCAGGAGGGAUGCAGAAGAGCCAGGGGGUCGUGCUGGAAAUGUGUUAUCAUCCUCGCGUGCAGACUUCAUUUUAUCAGUUCGCGGAGAGAAAUGGCUGGCGAGUCAUUUCUGGAACAGAGGCGAUGAUCUGGCAGGGAGUUGCCCAGCAUAUUCUCUGGACAGAGAAGGGUGAGGUGUUUGAAAAAGAAUCUACGCUAUCUACAAUACGCGCUAAGAUCAGAGAUGCCCUGAUGCGGAGGAACUGA
Messenger RNA from Aspergillus oryzae RIB40, 1023 nucleotides. Its product is annotated as shikimate dehydrogenase family protein. Lineage: Eukaryota; Fungi; Ascomycota; Eurotiomycetes; Eurotiales; Aspergillaceae. Bases 1 to 1023 code for a protein of 340 amino acids. Gene Ontology annotation, biological process: chorismate biosynthetic process; shikimate metabolic process. The record is from RefSeq and is a predicted model, not a curated record. Gene Ontology annotation, molecular function: shikimate 3-dehydrogenase (NADP+) activity. The transcript has a single exon.